Sinocyclocheilus grahami is the source of this 3061-nucleotide messenger RNA. Its product is annotated as zinc finger protein 501-like. The coding region runs from base 987 to 2558 and encodes 523 amino acids. Gene Ontology annotation, cellular component: nucleus. The transcript has 2 exons. Gene Ontology annotation, molecular function: DNA-binding transcription factor activity, RNA polymerase II-specific; RNA polymerase II transcription regulatory region sequence-specific DNA binding. The record is from RefSeq and is a predicted model, not a curated record. Lineage: Eukaryota; Metazoa; Chordata; Actinopteri; Cypriniformes; Cyprinidae. Gene Ontology annotation, biological process: regulation of transcription by RNA polymerase II.
AAAAAUACGUUAAUAUAUGAACGUUUAAUGUGUUGGUGCAUCAGGGUUUUUAGAUUAUCUUUGCUAGUUAACUUAGCUGGCUAACUAGCGUGCUAUAUUUGAUACAAGGUUGUUAUUUAAUUAACGUUAUGUCAUUCGUCGUGGCGAAUGCUGUAUCUUGACACAUUUUACGAGCUCGCUGUGAUUAGUGGCGCUCGGGAGGCGCUACCGAUGGCUUGUGGACGUCACGGAGUUCCGAGGUGUUCUGUAGCAAUGGCGGCGGGGCAGCUAGGUUCCGCUAGCGAGGCAGCUUAGCAGGCAGGCGGGCCAUGUUUGUUUCACGCAGCUAAAAAUGGGCUAGGGCUAUAGCAUGAUAAGCGCAGCUUAUAGCAACGCUAUGCUCGCGUCAAAUGAUUUGGACGAUUUCAGAAUAGCAUCCAGCCACCAAAGACGUUGGGAACAUGGUAUUUUUUUAAUUCGACGCCACAAAACAAAAACGUUAUGUAAGAAGGGGGGCGCCUUUCCCGGGCUUUCGCGAAUAGCGUACAUCUGUGAUUAGCCAUUAACUCGAGUGUGUUUGUCUCGUUUAUGUACCGACAUCUUGACUUUAUAGAGCUAUGACAGCACAGCUUCCCAGCGAGCCAUAAAACUAGUCAACUAACACGACCUAGUUUGUUUGCAUUUGCUCACGUCGUGUGUUGCCUCUGCGUGCUUGCAUGAGGGGCGGAAGCUAGUCGCGGCGGCCAUUUUACAGCUAGUUAGCUGUUCCAACCUCUGGCGCACAAGAUGCCCACCCUUAAACGCCUUGUGUUUUCUCGAAGCUGUUGUAUCAGCCUCUACAUGACUUUACGGCACUAAGACAUGCAGGACUGAUCCUGACUCAAGAACUGACUGAGCCUGCAACGGGCAACCUUUCAAGUUUCUUUGCGGGAAAGCGGGGCUCGUAGAGCAACGCUAAGUUUCACUUAACCGGGAAGACGGAAGUCGUCAGGCUGGAGUGCGUCCUGAUGGCUGAGUCAGAGACUGACUGUGACACACCAGGUCUCGAUACAUUGGGAUCUGAGUGUGUCAUCGCCCAUACGCAAGUCGGUGACUUGCAUUAUGGAGCGGAGACUGAGAUUAUGACUCAAGAGGACAAAAGACUUGACCUAGAGGCUAUUCACGGUGAUUUAGGGGCAGUGACAUGCGUCGAUGUGGUAACGGAGACAGACCAUGACUAUAUUAAAUCUGAAAUACACCACGAUCAUCAUCAUUACUUCAGCAGCGCAGAAAUCAAAGGCAAUGAGCAUUUGCUCGGUGAAGUGCUGUUAAAGACGGAGAUAGGUGGUGGAGAACAUAUCGUAAAGGUGGAGUCUGACCAUGGAGGGGAGCUUACGGUAGAGUCAGAGAAUGGUGUUAUCCACGAAGCCCAUGGCCUGCAAUGCAGUGAGUGUGGUGAGAUUUUUGGCUGUAUGUCUGAUCUGCACGAACACUUUGAAGUCCACAAAGCCACUCAUCCCUACAUUUGUGUCCACUGUGGUGAGAGCUUCGCUGUUGAAGCCAGCCUAAGAAGUCACAUGAGGAUUCACAUGAAAGAGAAAAGUUAUACCACUGGUCUUGAGAUGGUUGGUAAAGGUGUCAUUGAUGCGUUCAACUUGAAACCCCACCAGAUGAUGCACUCUCCUGAAAAGCCGCACAGAUGUUCAGAGUGUGGCAAAAGCUUCGCUGCUGCCAUCACUCUCCGAGAACACAUGAAAAUGCAUUCUGAUGACAAACCCUACAAAUGCACCCAAUGCCGAAAAAGCUUUGUGCGCAGACGCCAUCUGAAAAAACAUCAAGAGCUCCAUGCCCAUGACAAGCCGUUUACCUGUCUUCAGUGUGGUAAAGGCUUUACGACGGCUUCCAAUCUCAAACAGCACCAGAAGACUCAUGCUGGUGAAAAGCCACACAGAUGCACCCAGUGUGGAAAGUGUUUUGCGGCAGCAGCCACGUUAAGAGAGCAUCAGAGAAUCCACUCAGGGGAGAAGCCCUACAAGUGCACCCAGUGUCGGAAGAGCUUCGUAAGGAAACGCCACCUCAAGAAGCAUCAGCUGGUCCAUCAGGGUGGAAAGCCCUACCGCUGCUCUCAGUGCGACAAGGGUUUCAACCAUUCCUCUUCCUUGUCACGACACCACAAGGUCCACCUUGAAGCCAAGAUGUACGCCCAGGCGGAUAAGGAUUUCCCCUUCGAUACUACGCUGAAGAGGGGAAUGCACACAGGUGAAAAGCCAUACAGCUGCAACCAUUGUGAGAAGAGCUUCAAUCACUCAUCAUCGCUAUCCAGGCAUCAGAGGACUCAUUCUGAUGGAAAGUCCUACACCUGUGCUCAGUGUGGGAAGAGGUUCAAUCAUCCCUCCUCUCUCGCAAGGCACCAGCGGGUUCAUUUGGAGGAUAAGUCAACUUAUAGUGCUAUUGCAACAGGAAAGGGAUUCCCCCACACUACCAUCUUGAAACAGAGAAUCCUUCAGAGUGAGAAACCAUAUAGGUGCGCUCAGUGUGGAAAGGGUUUCAAUCAUUCGUCUUCUCUGUCUAGGCAUCACAGAAUUCAUAUUGAUCAGUAAGCCUGCUUUCCUCUCCCACAAGUGGUGCGCUACCAUUCAUCCCAUGAUUCAGGCCAGCUUGUAAUGUUAAAGAGUUUGGCAAAAGAUGCAAGAAAAUCCAGAAAGUCGGCGUGGACCUGCUCUGAGGGAACUUACAAAAUCAAGUCCUUUGACUUGAGCAAUGAAUUUCAAUUUGGUAUGAUUGACACUGAAAACCCCUGUGUAAUGUGCACAUGAUUAGAUGCAUACAUGUCAUUCUGGAACAUGGUGUGUGAUUAAAACUGUAGACAACUUCCAUCAUUACUGAUUUGUGCUUUAAGCUGGGAGUUUAUUGAAGCCUGGCACAAUCUUGAACUGAGUAUUAGGUCAAGUUGGUUUUGAAUGGUAGAUAAUUAAGCAAAUAGGUCUAGACAACUAUUCACUCCCCUAGUUUGUAUCUUUUACCCAUCUCUAUCAUUAAUGGAUUGAGAAACUGAUAUCAUGUGUAAAUAUAUGUUGAUUUCCUUUUAUAUAGAUGUAUAGGU